Marmota monax (woodchuck) is the source of this 10877-nucleotide messenger RNA. RefSeq names its product cAMP responsive element binding protein 5 (gene Creb5). NCBI's taxonomy places the organism in Eukaryota, Metazoa, Chordata, Mammalia, Rodentia, Sciuridae. Bases 3080 to 4606 code for a protein of 508 amino acids. The transcript has 12 exons. Gene Ontology annotation, biological process: regulation of transcription by RNA polymerase II. Gene Ontology annotation, molecular function: DNA-binding transcription factor activity, RNA polymerase II-specific; cAMP response element binding. The record is from RefSeq and is a predicted model, not a curated record.
UUGUAAUCUUUGCUCAGUCCAACGUGGUCCCUUCACCCGGGCUCCGCUCUUGCCUUCUCCACACUUGUUUGAGACCUGGCAAGGUGCGGAACCCUGCAGAAGUGUGGUCAAGUGGCAGCGGCGGCGGCAGCGGCAGCAGCGAAGACGACCAGCCAGAAGCCUCGCCCCGCGUAGCCUGCUUUGCAGUGAUGCGGCGGAACCCCCGGAGAAAGUUUGCAAACUUCCAGCAGGCGCUGCAAGGACACCGGGUCACCUAGGGGGCGGGCGGGCCAGUGUGCCGGAGGCUCGCUUUCUCCCGGUACCAAGCCGGCUGUUGCCACCUCUCCGGCAGGGCUGCCCGCUGCAGCUGGUGGGCGCGCGCGCGCCCUGGGAGGGGAGGUCGCCUCGCUGGGCACUUGACUUUCACUCCAGGCGCUCCGGGCUCGAGAGUGACGAGGCUAUUUGUCAGCUCGCGUGCACUCCUCCAUCCGCCUCUUUCUCGCUGCCAUCAUUACCUCUUCGCCGCUGCCCCAAAUGACAGCUCGCGGUGGCGCCCAGACAGUUCUCAGCACCGGCGGUGGAAGACUUCCUCUGCGGCAGACUCUCAACCCAAACACUUAAACUUUUUUCGAAGUUCUUAGAGGGGCAAGACACGAAGGAACUAAGGAGAUGUUUUCUCCCGGGGGCUGCAUGCCGCUUCUUCUGUGCCUUAGAUUCAUUUCCUGGGGGUGUCUGAUAGAUAAAGCCUCCAGUUUAUCCUGAACGAGUGCCGCCCCCACUUGAUGAUGCUUGUUCAAGGCCGGGAAUUGGAGUGUGCUGCUUGUAUAUUUCGUUGUCAGAGUCUGCAGAGUGCGUUUGAUUAUUUUUUAAAAAUUUUUUAUUUUUCCCUGUUUCUGAUAUGUGUCAAGGAAUAAAGGCUGGAUACAGGUCCAUUACGUCAUUCUGCAGGCCAGUAAGUGUUUGAUUAACAGCUUCAGAUACUCAAGGGUUCAGGAGCUUAGAAUGCUGACAAAGCAACUCUGCUUUUCACUCCCACCCCCCAAUAUACCUGUGCAAUCGCCCAUUCCCUGGGCAUCUUUAUUGCCCUCUAUUCCCCAUACCUCCUUUUCCGCCCCUCCCCCGCCCUCAUCGUUAUCACUGUAGACCCGCCUCCGCCUUUUACAGCUUUCCCUGGGGCGAACACUGUCCCUAGAGUGUGGGUAAGAGCUUCUGGUGUCUGAGGAGACCUCAGUACCUGAUCAGCGCACAAUCUGCCCUUUUCUAUUAUUUAAGAAAGUCACCAGCAAGCCCCCUUCUCCAGGGCGAAAAUGCUCAGCCCUGAUCUCAGGAAGUGUUUGGAAGCGUUAUGAUAGUACUGUGUCCCGCGUCCCUGCGGUGGCUUAGGAAAGCAACACACCCACAACAACAAAGUAUUUAACUUGACACAGCGCCUGCCUAGAACCUUUUAACCCAAGAGGGAAGACUAAGAAGCCAGGAGCGGACUAAGUCAGGUUUAGCAAAAAGAAUCAAGAUUAGAUGUUUUAUUUCCAAAGUGAGGGAGCGUUGAGUCGUUGAACUCAAAGCGCCAUACAAUAAACUGCUGCACGUGUUACUUUCUUGUUCUUAACCUAAAGUUUCUAUGCUUAAAGAGGAAGUUAAAUACAUAAGUCAUCGAAUUGAGUCAGAAUCUCCCUAUAGGCAGUUGAAAUAAAAAACACCCUGUGUGUGACUUGUUCAAAGGCUAAAAAGUAAAAAGAACCCUUUGGGUAGUGUGGAAAGGGUGCAGCAGAAAUCCAAUGAAAAUUUUACUAACAGGCUUUUGGAUAGAGGGGGACCAGGGACUAGGGUGCUCUCUGAUUUGGAGCUAGUGAAAGCUAAAUAAAGGAAAAUUUAUAUUCUGAAUAGGUGGGAAUUUCUUGAAGAAAACGUGUUUUGUUAUAAUCAGAUCUACUUUCUUCAAAGGGAAAGCCAUGCUGUAGGCUAGGCAUUUGUGCAACUCCUGUCUGGGGUCUAAUUGACAUCCCUUCCCCAAGUUUGUGGCAGUAUUUAUUAUUUAUUCACAUCUAGAGAUGAAAUAGUAUACCCCCCCCGACAAUACAUGGGCAUCUAAAUGUUAAACUUCUUGUUUGUGAUGCAUAAACCUAAAGGAAAAAAUGGCCCAGGUCACGGGCACUGGAGAGUGUGAUUAAUGAUCAGUGAUUUAGUGAUCAGUGAUUAGUGGUUUUAUUCAAACUGUUACCUCUGACCAGAAGCACACAUCAGAGGAUUAACAGGCUCUUUAGAUAAAUGCUCAUUAGUGGAAGGGGAAAAGCAAAGAUAAUAGGCAUGCACCCAGGGACAACUUUCGAAGAAAAUCAUUCCCGUCUUCAGAAUAAUAAGCUCUAUUAACAGAAAGCCCUUUUAAUUUAAAACUGGCUUUUAUCUUGUAAAUCAAAGUUAGAUGUAAAAGUUUGUAGUGCCAUUAUAACCUAAAUUUUCCCAUAUCCACUAGAUGUGGAUUAUCUCAGUAGCGAUAUUUUUUUUAUUUAAAUAAACAAUUGGACCUUUAGAGCAGCUGAACCCUGACAGGUUCUUAGCUCCCAGGGUUUGAAGGUGUCCCCCCUUCUGGGAUGGGGCUUGCAGCUUGUGGACUAGAUGGCGCACUGUUAUUUGGUGGUGUGCUGCAGAGAUCUCACAGGAGUGUGGACUGAGCAUGUAGCUGCUUGUGAGGUGUUCCCUAACACCACAGGGUUGAUUCUGUGCAGGGUUGAAGACUAGACAGUUCUACAAGUUUUCAGUCACAUUUUCCAUGUCAGUUAAAUCUAGGGAGUUCAAGGCUACUGGAAAAAUUAGUCUCAUUACUAAAAGAAACUUAGAGAACGAGGGAGGGAAGGAGGUACGGAGUCUAGGAGGUACCUCUGGGUUGCAGAAGUGAUUGUAAAAUACCAGACCUUUUUUUUUUUUUCUUUUUACUAAGAGCUAGUUUCACAGUCUUCUGGUCUGAAACACUGAGGCAAAUACUCAAAAGAUUUAUUUUCUUCCUAAUCUUGCUGGUGGAAAGAAGUUACUAGAAAGAAAGGAAGAAAAAAAUUGAUUUGGUGACUGCAGGAAGCAACACGUUGCUGAUUUUAUUCUCCAGAUAAUGAUUUAUGAGGAAUCCAAGAUGAAUUUGGAGCAGGAGAGGCCGUUUGUCUGCAGUGCCCCAGGCUGCUCCCAGCGCUUCCCAACAGAGGACCAUCUGAUGAUUCAUAGGCACAAACAUGAGAUGACUUUGAAGUUUCCCUCAAUAAAAACAGACAAUAUGUUAUCAGAUCAGACUCCGACCCCAACGAGAUUCCUGAAGAACUGCGAGGAGGUGGGCCUCUUCAGCGAGCUGGACUGCUCCUUUGAGCACGAGUUCAGGAAGGCUCAGGAGGAAGAGAGCAGCAAGCGGAAUAUUCCGAUGCAUAAUACAGUCGGUGGGGCCAUGACGGGGCCCGGAGCUCACCAGCUUGGCAGUACCCGGAUGCCCAACCAUGACACCAGCGUUGUGAUUCAGCAAGCCAUGCCAUCGCCCCAGUCCAGCUCUGUCAUCACACAGGCACCUUCUACCAACCGCCAGAUCGGGCCUGUCCCAGGCUCUCUAUCUUCUCUGCUACAUCUCCACAACAGACAGAGACAGCCCAUGCCAGCCUCCAUGCCUGGGACCCUGCCCAACCCUACAAUGCCUGGAUCUUCUGCCGUCUUGAUGCCAAUGGAGAGACAAAUGUCAGUGAACUCCAGCAUCAUGGGGAUGCAAGGUCCAAAUCUCAGUAACCCCUGUGCUUCUCCCCAAGUCCAGCCAAUGCAUUCAGAAGCCAAAAUGAGGCUGAAGGCUGCAUUGACUCACCACCCUGCUGCCAUGUCCAACGGGAAUAUGAACACCAUGGGACACAUGAUGGAAAUGAUGGGCUCCCGGCAGGACCAGACGCCACACCACCACAUGCACUCGCACCCACAUCAGCACCAGACGCUGCCAGCCCACCACCCCUACCCACACCAGCACCAACACCCAGCACACCACGCUCACCCUCAGCCCCAUCACCAGCAGAACCACCCACACCACCACUCGCACUCCCACCUUCACGCACACCCAGCACAUCACCAGACCUCUCCGCACCCGCCCCUGCACACCGGCAGCCAAGCACAGGUUUCACCAGCCUCGCAACAGAUGCAGCCAACCCAGACCAUACAGCCGCCCCAGCCCACAGGGGGACGCCGGCGAAGGGUGGUGGAUGAAGAUCCCGACGAAAGGCGGCGGAAAUUUCUGGAACGGAACAGGGCCGCUGCCACCCGCUGCAGACAGAAGAGGAAGGUCUGGGUGAUGUCACUGGAAAAGAAAGCAGAAGAACUCACCCAGACAAACAUGCAGCUUCAGAAUGAAGUGUCUAUGCUGAAAAAUGAGGUGGCCCAGCUGAAACAGUUAUUGUUAACACAUAAAGACUGCCCAAUAACAGCCAUGCAGAAAGAAUCACAAGGAUAUUUAAGUCCGGAGAGUAGUCCUCCCGCAAGUCCUGUCCCAGCUUGCUCACAGCAGCAGGUCAUCCAGCAUAACACCAUCACUACUUCCUCAUCAGUCAGUGAGGUGGUGGGAAGCUCCACCCUCAGUCAGCUCACUACUCACCGAACAGACCUGAAUCCAAUCCUUUAAAAUGCACGGGUCAGACCUUGCCUCCAAGAAGAGCUGUAGCAUACCAUGCAUCCUUUCUCCUAAGGGCAUUUUUAGAAUUAACUCAGAGCUGGAAGACUCCUCAGCCCUUCAAAGACUGGCUUUCAUUUUUAUAGUUACUAUGGAAAUGUUGUCUUUUAUACUUAGUUAUAUAAGAAAAAAAAGGGAGUUAUGCAAUUAAUAUCUGUCGGCUUGGGAAACGCUUUGGUGCUUUUCUCCAAUUUUCUGGUACCAGUUACUUGUUUAUAAACGGAACCUCUUCUGUAUAUAGCCAUAGUUUCCUUCUUAUCAGUCCAGCCCUUUGUCUGAAACAAUGACUCUUGUUAAAACACAGCUUUUAGCCAAAAUGAGGCAUACCUAGAUGUCAAGUGAGACUGAUCAAGGUAACUGGGUAGGAAAUCUGAUGACGUCAUAACUCAUGUUGAGCUUGCGCUGUGACAUCACCAGAAUCCCAGAUUAAACACACAGCCUUUCCGCAACUGUUUCUGUCUUACCAGAAAACAAAUUAGAAGAUCCACCCACGUCCUAAUAAAACCACCAAGCACCUCCCCUCCUCUCCUCUUCUCUUGGUCCACUUGCUCAAAUGCCCAAUUUCCCUCUCUAUUUACACUUUAUCUUGGCUCCCUGUUUACUCUUCAUUUUAACCUUCUUCUGUUUUAUGUUUUUCCCCUUUAGCAUUACAUGUGAAGAAAAAAAUAAUGUUUAAAGAAAAGAAAAAGCAAACCUCAAAAAUAUGGACUUAGCCAUUGCUUCAUUUGCCUGUAACCCACAGCUGGAGUUCAUUCAAUUCUCGCUUUUUACAAAAUAGUAACCAGGAGAUGUUUAAUGUGCCUGAUUUAAGGUUUUUAAUAAUCAGAGUAAAUAAAGGUGGUUUAGUUAUAGGUGAAGCACUGUUGAAUGCCAGCUGUGGAGACAGUAGGAGAGGGAGAUUUGUAAGCCCCAAUUGUGAAAGUCCAAAUUAUGUUGCGGGGCUAUAACAUCACACCCUAGAAUUACAACUGGUUUUAUACAACCUGUCUAUAAUGUUGAAAAUCCAUGCACUAUAUAAUAAUUCAGAAGGGCUCUAUUCACUACACAGAUUACAUUGUUCAAUCAUCAGCUGCUAAUAGCCUAAGAUUUAUUAUUAUUAUUUUUUUUCUUAAGCCUAUAGAACUAGCUCUGCUGUUCUGGUGGGUGAAAGCAGACUCACUCCUGUAGAAAGCAAGUCCAGUGUUUCCCUGGGGUGCUCUCAGCUCCCAGAACAGUCACAGCGCUCCGUGGCUGCUGACGGAAUCCCAUGGAUAUAAGUGGCACAGGCUGCUCACUCCACCCUUCUGAAUAAUUCUUAUUUAUAUGUUCAACAGCUUACGUGAACUUGCCCAUUAUAAAAAUAAAAAAAAAACAGAUAGGACCCAAACCACAGUCGUGCCUCCUUGGAACAAGCCAUUCUACUGUGCUCAUGUUUUAAUAUUGCAUUUCACAAAUAAUAGGGGCUAGUGUUUCUCUCUAGCAGUCUAGGCAGGUGCUGGUGUUUCAUCUCCAUUUGAAUGCUUGACCUCCGAGUGUGUGUGUGUGUGUGUGUGUGUGUGUGUUUCUGUAUGGGUUUUAAAACAACAGUAUUUUACAAAAAGUGUCACUUUUAUAAGAAUUCAGAAAAGGGAAGGAUGUGGCUUUUUUUCUCUCACCAUAGUUUAAGAAUCUAUUUUGGAGAAGAAAAAAAAAAGGAGAAAAUAUGAGGACCAUGAAGCAUGAUUUUUAUAACUAGUUUCAGUUUUAUCUAAUAACUUACUUUUUAAAUCAAUAUUUAUCAACAAUCUUUCCAUGUAUGCAGUGCUUUUGAAAGAUGGUUUUGAGGGUUCAGUACAACUUAGGACUUGGAUAUAUGGUCUAAGAAUCAGAACAAAUACAAAAAAAAAGAAAAAAAAUGAAAAAAGAAAAGCAUAAAAAGAAUGCAAACGAAAAGGAUUUUCUAUUAUAUUUUGGAGAAACAUAUCAUUUUCAAGUAUUUUAAAUACUGAAUUCAUAGUUAUGUUUUUUUCCAACAGUAACAAUGGUUUAACCUGACUGGCUUCUUAAGAAAUGUUUAAGAUUUAGUUUUAAAAAGAAGUUAGCAUUUGUAUUGCUGUUUUGAAAUAAUUUUUUUUUUUUAGAAUUCCUUCCUAAUACUAUCUAUAUGUCCUCCUCCCCCCAGCACACAGGAAAAAGGAAAAGAAGGAACUGGAAUGAUUGGGGUUUUGGGGGUAUUUUUUAAAAAUUUUCAUUUUGUUUUGCUUUAAGUAAACAAAAACUUUCCUUUCUUUUCUGAUGCAUAGCACUUAAUGAAAUGGAUUUUUAAAAAAUCCAUUAGUAAUAUCAAAAUGCCCAGGGAGUGACCUGUCACUAAAAUUAUGAUUUAGUUACUUCUCUUGAUUGAAAUAUUUAGUUGUUAAACUGAAAGCCUUUGCAGUUAAGAACUUGCCUGAGUUUGCUUAAUUCAGCAACUCGACAGUUUGACUGAUGUGCAUUAUUUAUAGCUCAAUUAUGUCUGUUUUUUAUGCUAAGUAGGCAAACCAACCACACACGUUAGCAAACCCGCCUCAACGUAUAAUUAGAGUAAACUGCCUUCUUGUUAGAUGCAGGGCCUUUAGGUAUGUUCAUUCACAGUAUGGAAAUACAGUAAAUGGGAAAUGCCAGCUAGCUGCCAGUGCUUGAGAUCCCAAACAGAAAGAUUCACUGGUCACAUCCAGCAUUUGGCAUACCAAUAGUCAGGACUUCACCUAAAGACCGAGCCUUCACCAGAUCACAAAUCUUGCCAAUCUAUGAAAACAUUUUUUAAGCCAGUUCUCUCUCCAGCCAUGUAUACAUAUUUACAAGUCAGUGAAAAUGGCCUUCAGAGCGCCAUCCUGGGGAGGAAAGGUCCCUGUAGCGCUGCCUCUCAUUUGUGUGUGGCUUUCUUCAUUGGCUGGAUCUGCCUCGGAAGCCAUUGCCAGCUUACUGGAAACUUCUACAGUGCCUCCCCUGCCUAAUGUGCUGGGGCUAACAACUUAGUACACCUGAAAGCAUUUCUACUUGAUGAAUCCUCACCUAAGUGGAGGUUUCUGCAUCUGAAUUAUUUGUUCUUGACACAUUUCUCCAUCUAAGAUGGCUGGGACAGGGAUAGAAGUCCCAGCCAUGGAUGAAUGUACUAAUUUCAAAGCCAGGUGUCAAGUCUGAUGUUUUCCCUUUGCACUCAUACCCUCCCAUCAUGGUGCAUGCAGGUCACCUCACUGUCUCAGCACACCCUGAGGGAGACAAGAGGCUUGUGUGCCGUCAAGGCAUAUGUUAUAAUAAGUAGGGUGACUUAGAGCAAAUGCCCUUUGGUAGCUCAUCUAGUCAAUGAAAUAAAGUGCAGUGCAUGUUCCCAGAGAGAGGUGUCAACGGACAAUAUUCAGGUAGUUGUUGCCUGUUAGUUAAGCAAAUUUUAGUAGAUUAGUUGAGUUUGUCAUUAAAGCCCUAAACCAGCUACAGUAAAAGACCAGCCUUUGGUCUUUUAAGCAUCAGUAACUGCUAUAAAACUAGCCAUCCAGUUAGGAUAGAAUGUGCUUCUUUCUGAUUAAUUAAAACCAUCUAAGAAAGUGUAUAUGUAUGUAUGUGUGUAUACAGUGGAAUUCAAGGACCAAAGCAAAAUUUGAACAGGAAUCUAUUAAUUUAGAAUUUUAUAAGAUAUUUAUUAAUAAAUGUUAUUUUUAAACAUUCCAUUUGAACAGUAUUCUUCUGUAGGAUCUACUUGUUUUUAAAGUAUUAGUCCAUAAUGAACUACCCUAGUUGUGUGUUUUUUUUCAUUUUUCAGGGUUUCAAAUGGCUGUUCACCAUCAUUUGGUGGAAAUGUUUGCUUAGAUCUCUGUGCAUAGAUAUUUCGAGGAUUUGUAUUGCUCUGUGAGUUAUUUUUAAAUCUACAUUCUGAACCAUUUCUUUUUAACAUUUAUUUCUUCUUUUCAUUUUUUAAAGUAAGCUCUUUAAUUUAGGAAGCAGAGUUUCGCUAAAGGGAAUCAGUAACUAUAACUGGAACAGCUUUCUUGUAAAAGUGCAAAAACAGCUUCAUCUCUGAUUCUCUCCCCAUCUCCCAGAAGGCCUUGCACUGCUCAGCCUCCUUAGAGUUUCCCGCCCCUUCCCAAACAAGAUGCAGCAGCUUUAAGCCAUUCAAGCCCCAUUGUGCAGUGUAUCUGAGAAGGGAAAGGAAACAACCCAUUUACAUUUGAAUAAAACCGUGCCUAUGCGAACAGGAGCAAUUUAGAAUCUCUUUUCUGCUUUUAAAAUAAUUUAUAUUUUAAAAUUGCACUUUAGCUUUUUUGAUUCCUUUCCAUUUCUCUUGUUCUCUUUCUAACUUCUUCCCUAUCUUUAAACUUGCCUUUGCCCCCCCCCACUUAAGGAUUCCUCAGCCUUUCUUCUAAGGCUCUGAGCUGCGUCAUUUAAAAUACUUUACAGAAUAUUUGCACCAGGUACAUUUGUGCGCAUUCGUGAGUAGCAUAGCUAAGACUUGUUUCUCACACCAGCCUAGGUGAAGCCUGCUACAAGAAUGCCAAGAAGAGCCAGUACACUAUAGGUUUAUAGUCUUUGUCCUUUAUUCUUAGCAUGUUUUUUUAAAAAAUGUUAUAUUAUGCAACAGAUGUGACAGGCAGCAGCUAAGCUACUUAAGAAUUUUCUAUCUCGUCCUCCAAACCAAAGUGUCCUGAAUGAGCCAGGAGACUUAUUCUUUUGUGCAUCAUGGUGCACGUUUGACUGUUGUCCUAGCCAUAGUUCCUGGGGCUGCUGACAUAGCAAUGGCCCUAUCGAUUUCAUUCCUAGGUCUCGAAAAAAUACAGUGUUGCCUUGUUAACAUGAUUAGAGACAGCACCUCUAUUUCACAAUUAUAGUCUAAGAAAGAAUAAGAAAACUCCGGAGCAAUAAACUUACAAGUAAGAUCCAAUACCAAAAUAAACACACAAAGAAAUUUAAAAAAAAAAAAACUAUCUUGUCAUUGUUGUGAAAAUGAAAAAGUGUAUGUCCAUUCAAAAUAUUUUACUAUUUCUUGUGGAGUUUUUCGGUGAUGUAAUGCUUGUAGCCAAAUUGCUUAAAGAAUGUUUAUAUAUUUUUUUCCUUAUAAAUCGUCUAUUUUUUGAAGAAAAGAAAAACCUAUUUAAGUGCAAGCUGUAGAGGGGGGAAAAGCCAAAUUGCCAGCAUUUGUUAAAAGAUUAAUAUUCUGAAAGUGGCACUGUGAUACCUUUCCAAGCUUAUUAUCAGAAAGGAAUCAAUAAUUAUCAACUGCUAUAUUUAAACCAACUUACAAUAUCUAGCUCAUUAGACAUCAGGAUCUAGAAAGCUCUUCCUAAGCUACUUAAGGUUUUCUUACACUAAGCUUUAUAUGAUAGAACUUUAUAGAAUUUUUUAAAAAAUAAUAUAAGUUGGCCUCAGGACUGAGAAUGUGGGACCUGAAUAAAUUAGCUUUAAAUACAUCAUUAAAAUCUUCCGCACAACAAGCUUAUUAGAUUCUAGUUGGCUCCUUUGGAAUGCCAGUGCUCCUACACGGCAGGACACACUGGAAGGUAUCAGCAGUGCCCAAGUACAGUGGGCUUACGAGAAAGGACCCUUCCCAACCAGACAGCCAGUAGACAAGAAGACCUGCUCACCCCCUCUCCUUCUAACCUCUGCUAACCCCAUCCACCUCCCAGAGAGAGGAAGCUGCCUACCACCAUUGUUUUGGAAAAAAUAUAAGCUUGAAAUGUCCUCCCUGGUGAGGGCAUGAGAUUGGGGAUCUUCUGAAAAGACCCAGAAAAAAAAAAGGCUCCGUUCAAACACAAUGUUCUAGGACAAUGGAAAUAGAAAUAUUGUCCAAAAUUAUAAUUUAAAGAAAAAAAAAGUUUAGCACUGUGUAAAGUAAGUGUUGACUAAGGAAGUCCCCCCACACACACACACAAAAAAGGUGCUGUCACUUUAAGUUCUGGACUUGGGGUUGUUUGUCGUUGUAAACAGCAAAGCAUUUGUGUUUGUCUGUCUAUCUGUAAAGCAACCACCUUCCUAUUGGAAGGAGAAAAAACUUGGGGGUACAUACAUGUAAAUAUUUGCUGCAGCAUUUAAUAUGUUUAAUUUUAUGUUAAGCUUUUUGUUGCAUCCUGAACACAUUUAUUGUUACCAAUGGACAAUGAGUUCAUUAAGACUGUUGGACUAGGUCAGAUUUUUACAUCUCUUUCUAGCAAGAAGAGACAAGAUUUUGUGCAUUUGUACAAAUGUUAAUAUCACUGCAAUUCCAAUAUAAUAAAGCACUCAAAUGCAAAUAAUA